UUUAUGUUUAUCCCCACUAUAUUUUAUACAAUGGCGAGGGCCUCUUCCCCUUCGCUUUCCGCAUACAAGUUUACAAAACCUCUGCAAACCCUAACCCCUUCGCAGAAAUCGAAACCGGAUCAAAUCUCGACUCGACGACGCCGGCGACGAUAAUUCUCCGCCGCCGGACGCUAUCCUGGCAAAUAACUUCUCAUGGAGACCGGAAAAUCCUCAGAUCUGCAGGAAUACGUGAUCCGCACGGUUGUGCGCUCUGGUCUCAAGCGGGAGUUCGUCUUCGCCCUCAAAUCGCAAGCCGAAUUCUCUAACACUCAUGGUCGGACACGUUCAUCCAAGGCUCACGUGGCAACACCGGCCGCACUGCCAUAUUGCGGACGUAAAUCACCCAAACUGUCCGAUGACCGGGAGAAGCAGCUGGUAGUUUUGCAUGCUCCAGCUAUUGGAUCGGUUAUUCUUGCCCUACCGGCGCCUAUGAAUAUUGACUGUUCUUUAUCGGGAGGAGUUGCGGUUGAUAUCUCAGCUGCUGAUGCACGAAAAAAAGGAUAUCCCGAGAGUGCCUUGGAUGUUUCAAUUUCGGUUCACAGCAUAGAAGAAUCGGAGAAGGAUGGAAUCAGGUCGAAGGCUCCAAUUCUUACCGAUGGCAUCGGGGAAUUGAAGAAGGAUAAAUUGGCAAUGGAGAAGUCAGGUACAGAUCAUAGAAAGAAUUUGCAAGAAGCUAGACUCGAAAACUCGGCAGCAUCAGCUCUAUCGCAACCACUUCCGCUAGAAUCAAUAGCAGUUGCCCCGGGCGUGAGCAAGAGUCCACCGGAGAAUGGAUCAAUAUUUGACCAAUCAGAGGUUUUAGAUUGCCUCAGUGGAUCCAAGGUUAGCAGCAGAUUAGCAGAGAAGCCAAUCAGAAGGUUCACUCGGUCAACCGCGAAGCUUAUCCCUGCUGCUACUGCUCCACCUAAAACUAAGCAGGAAGAGAUGUCAUGCGAAGUAAAAUUAAUAAGGAGAUUCACUAGGUCAACGUCAAAGCGAAAUUUGCCUGCUGCUGUAAGUUUUUUUUCAAUUGAGCAAGAGAACCAAGGGAAAGUAACGCCCGUAGCUGAAAUUCCUGUGACAGUUCAGCAGGAGAGUUUGGUGGAAAUCCCGAUAACCAACUCCGAUGGACUAAAUUUUGAGUACGACAAGCUGGAUGAGUCCAUCAAAGCCGAACAUGAGGGUUCUGUAUCAGUAACUGUAAUUUCAGACGUGGAUGAUGAUAAUGAGAUGUAUAGUGUUGCUCCAUUGGAGAAACCUACAAUGACACCAACAAGGAGGUUUAUAAGAUCUUUACUGACGGCUGCCAUUGAAGAAACUGCAGUUGCAGAUGGUUAUACACCUACUAAUGUCCGUUCUGUUGAAUCAGAGGAUUCGAAAGGAGAUGAUGAUGCUCUCAAUGAGAGCCCAAGCUCAACGUCCAAGAAGAAGAUGGCAUUGAAGAUGUCAAAGAAGAUAACAUUGACGAAGUUCCCUUCUAAUGUAAGAGAACUGCUAGGUACUGGAUUACUCGAGGGAUUGCCUGUAAAGUACACUGCAUGCCCUGGUAAGAGUGUCGGGCUUCAGGGUAUAAUAAGAGGAAAUGGAGUAGUGUGCUCGUGUACCUCAUGCCAGGGAAAACGAGUUGUUUCAGUAUAUCUAUUUGAGAUUCAUGCCGGUAGCACCAAAAAUCAUCCUUCAGACUUCAUCUUCUUGCAAAAUGGCAAAAACCUUCGUGAAGUGUUGAAAUCAUGCACUGGUGCUUCUAUGGACAUGUUGGAAGCUGAAAUUCAGAAAGCCAUUGGUCCCUUGCCUCCUAGGAGACCUAAUUUCUGUCGAAAGUGCCAAGGGAUUGGUAAUUUUGAUUUAUUAUGUGAUUCAUGUCUUGAACCAAAUCAUCAACAAGCAAUUCCAACCCCAUCGCAUGGGACGGCUAGCUCUGCCAAUUUACCUAGGAGAGUUUUGGUACCAUUUCCAUCUGAUGGCACACCUAAGAGCUUAUCUUCCCAGAAAAAACCUAGCUACGGAAAACCAACCAAAAAGGACGCGGGACUGCACAAGCUGGCCUAUAUGGAUGACAUUUUACCCCAGGGUACCGAAGUGGGAUACUAUAUUCGUGGAAAGAGGUUGCUUGAGGGUCAUAUAAAAAAUUCAGGAAUAUUCUGCAGUUGUUGCAACAGUGUAGUUAGUCCUUCACAGUUUGAAGCUCAUGCUGGCCAAGCAUCGCGUCACAAGCCCUACUAUAAUAUCUAUACUUCCAAUGGAGUGUCACUUCAUGAGCUGUCAAUUUCCCUGUCUAAAGGCCGUAAAUUGUCAGCUACGGAAAAUGAUGACCUCUGCAGCAUUUGCGCAGAUGGGGGGGAUCUUCUACUUUGUGAUCUCUGUCCUAGGGCUUUCCAUAAAGAAUGCAUAGGGUUGUCAAGCAUUCCUAUUGGAGAUUGGUUCUGCCAGUAUUGCCAAAAUUUACAGCAAAAAGACAAGUGUUUGGCAAAGAAUGACAAUACCAUUGCUGCAGGACGGGUUGCCGGAGUUGAUCCUGUAGAGCAGAUAAUUAAGAGAAGCAUCUGUAUUGCCCCUACAACAGAAAAUGAUGCUGGCGUAUGCGCAUUGUGCAGACAGCAUGAUUUUAGUAGAUUUGGAUUUGAUCGGCGUACUGUUAUUAUUUGCGACCAGUGUGAGAUUGAGUAUCACGUUGGCUGUCUGAAGGAUCAUGGCAUGGCUGAUCUCCAGGUAUUACCUAAAGGGGAGUGGUUCUGUCGCCCAGAUUGCAGUAGGAUUCAUGCUGUUUUACACGAUCUGCUUCGACAAGGAGCAGAGGUCCUUGAUGCAAACAUAAUUAAAAAAAAGCUUGAUGAAAAGGGUUUAAACAUUGAUGCUGCUGCUGAUGUAAGAUGGAGACUUCUUGGUGACAAAAGUGAUUCUACUGAUAGUAAAGUAUUACUAUCUCAAGCAAUUUCUUUAUUCCGUUCUUAUCAUUUAUUCACCAUAUUUCUUCCCUUUUUUUUCUCUUUUCCAGUCAAACAGACUGAUUUUUUUUUGCAGGGUUACUUCCAAUCUCUUUUCUCAUGCAUUGAGAGUUUGCUGAAAUCCUUAGAAGUCAAGCACUUUGUGCUUCCUGCAGCUGAUGAUGCUGAAUCAAUGUGGACAAAAAAGUUCGGUUUUGCUAAAUUAACACCAGCCCAGUUGAGAGAAUAUGCAAAAGGAGCACGGCCUAUUAUCUUUCAGGGAACAUCAAUACUUCACAAGCUCUUAAUAAGCCAUCAAGAACUUCCUUUGUCAGCUGAUAGUGGACCGAUAAAAAUGGAUUUAAUGUUCGAUGUGAAUGAUAGUUACUUCAUUACCUAUAAAUUUGGUGGAUAUUGGAUUGAAGUUAAGAGCCAAAAUAGAAGAAAGUAUGAAGGUGGGAAUCAAAAGACUGUGAAGCUUGAGAAAGAUAAAAUUAAUUAUUUUGUACUUAGAGAAGAGGCUGAAAUGAUUUGUCCAUUGCUAAGAGGCCAUGACUUUGAAUUGCACUAUCAUGUCUGCAACACUUCACCCAAAAUCUACAAGCCUAUUAUAGAUGAUGUUGAUGUUUUGAAAAUGAUCGAACAUUCUAAUGAUGGAAGUAAAGCUGAGGUGGUGAUUAUAGUACCAGAUGGUAAUGAAGAUGUUAUGUAUUCACAUAAUAGAGAGCUUGAGGAUGGUAGUCAGUCUUUGGAGUUGUCCCAUUCAACUUUAGAUGGUGAAGUUAACAGUAAUACUGCGCUUGAUACUAUUGAUGAUGAAUACUUCAUAUGCGAUAGUGAAGACAGUGAACCUUUAUCGGUCGGCUCACUUUUUCAGGAUUCCUUUACUUUCAAGGAAGCCCUUCGCACUGAAGCAAUUUUGAAUAAUUUUGCACUGAAAAUUAAAUCAAGUGACAAAACUAGAGUUAUAGCUAUUUGUGCACAUCAUGGAUGUCCAUGGAGGGUACGUGCAUCAGUGUGUUCAGAUGGACGUACCUUUGAAGUGAAAAAGUUAUGUGACAGACAUUUAUGCCCAAGGGUUGAUAGAACAGCAAAUAAACAUGCUACAAUUAAUUGGAUAGCUCAUCAAAUACAAGAUAUGGUAAAGAAGGAUCCAAACAUCACACCAAAGCUCAUCAAUAAUUGCUUAAAAAGUAGUUUUGGAUUAUCCUUACCAUAUAUGAAACUGUGGCGGUCAAGAAAGCAAGCAAGGGACAUCAUAUUCGGCUCAAUAGAUGAUCCUUAUAGGUCAGUUCCAACUUGUUUAAGGCCCGGAAGUAUGCCGCGAAAGAGAAAAAUUAAAAGCUCUCCUGAGAGCACAAAGAAGAGAGCUAAAAUUGCUCAUAAAUGUAGUCACUGCGGUAACUGUGGCCACCACAAGAACACUUGCAAGAACUCUCCACAUCCACAAAUGUCCGGCGUCGAACAAGCAUCAUAGUUUUGGAGCAAUGUAUGUGUUCAAUUCUGAAAUUUUGUACCUUGGCAGCGUGGAAGUUGCAGUAGCUUUUUAACUCGCUAUUUGGAGGUUUAAAUUUCAUUUUGGCCAUGAAAAUCCUGAUUUCAUUUCGUUUCAAGCAUAUUAUCAAAAGCAGAUGAUAUUCAGUUUUUUUGAUGGGCUGGCUAUUCGUAGCCUUCUGUGAUGGUCACAAUUGGGCUAUCUAGUUUUUAUAUACAUGUAUAUAUAUACAUAUUCUUGUAAUCUGUUGCAGAAAAUUUAACCUGAUUCCAUCCAAAGGUAAGCACUCAACGGAAACCUCCUCUGGUAACUAUCCUAACCGAAACCUUUCUAAUUUCUCUGCCCGAGACUCCAGUAAUGGAAUUAUCGCUUGUGGUAUUUCAUUACUAUUAAAAAUACCCAGCAGUUUAUAUUGUAGGUAUGUCACUUUUCUGUGAUUUAUUUAAACAGAACCAAAGUUUGCUAAAAACCUUUAACAAUCUGGUGCUACUUGUAAAAAUUACUGAAUCUUUUUCUGUUUACAUUUAUUGCUAUCUGUAGCCUGCU
Molecule: messenger RNA, 4983 nt
Organism: Phalaenopsis equestris
Lineage: Eukaryota; Viridiplantae; Streptophyta; Magnoliopsida; Asparagales; Orchidaceae
Exons: 17
Coding region: 193-4419 (1408 amino acids)
Source: RefSeq, a predicted model, not a curated record